Messenger RNA from Oncorhynchus nerka (sockeye salmon), 5259 nucleotides. It is a transcript of the gene proca1, whose product is annotated as protein interacting with cyclin A1. The record is from RefSeq and is a predicted model, not a curated record. Gene Ontology annotation, biological process: arachidonate secretion; phospholipid metabolic process. Lineage: Eukaryota; Metazoa; Chordata; Actinopteri; Salmoniformes; Salmonidae. The transcript has 4 exons. Gene Ontology annotation, molecular function: A2-type glycerophospholipase activity. The coding region runs from base 257 to 2944 and encodes 895 amino acids.
UAAGCAACAGUUUGCGCACAUUCUGAAAUUACCCUGGAUUUACAAUAUCGAUGGAUUCUGUUGAAAUAAUGGAAAGUGUGUAAUCGGCCACUGAAGGGGUUAAUUUUAUGUGUCAGACCCCUCCCAUUAUUGUCAGUCAUCGUAUUAAUAAUCGCACCACUAGAAGUGUCGCUAUAAAGCCGGUUUUUGGCGAGAACACGGGAAAGGUAGUGGUGCUGUCUCAGUGCGCGUGGUGCUGAAAGUGCCAUCUGAAGUAAUGUGGUCGGUAUUUUUUUUCUUUCUGUCUUAUCUGGACAGAAACUUGGUCAAGGGAGAAUUCCCCAAUUAUUCCCUAGAUGCAGAGAAACAGAGUAAAGAUGUGUUUUUCAUGCUCAACAGCACAUUCUGUGCCAAAAUGUCAGGCAUUGGGGGAAAUUAUCUUUACCAAGUGUCAGACGGAAUUGAGGAAGUGCGCUCUGUGCAUGACACGUCGGGUAAACUGGUGGACUGCUCAGUAACCAUCAACCAGACGCAGGUGAAGUCAUUCAUGCAUGUGUGCAGAUUGGGACUGAAGCACCAGAUAACCAACCCAGAAUAUAUGGAGUUGAGUUUUGCAGACAUGACAGAAGCCAAAUACAACUGUCAAGCGUUCCAGAGGACGUCAAAGUGCACGACGGUCACCGCGGAGAGGAUAGCCGCACCAACAGCACAGACACCGAAGGAGACGCGAGAGAAUUCUGUCCACGAGGAUAACAAGCAGGACAUACGAAGAUCCAAGCGAGGAUUCACUUAUCCUGGAACCCUGUGGUGUGGAGCUGGCAACAUGGCUGAUAAUUACGACCAUUUGGGAGAGUUCGCGGCGACUGACAGUUGUUGCCGCGUUCAUGACCACUGCCCCUACGUCAUCCAUGCGUUUUCCUCAAAAUACGGCUACACCAAUUUCAAGUGGCAUCCGCUUAGUCACUGUGACUGCGAUAAUGCGUUGAAGGAGUGUCUGAGGAAAGUCAAUGACACCUCCUCCAGGGUGGUUGGCCAAGCUUUCUUCAAUGUCAUUGAGGUGCCCUGUUUCCAGUUCAUAUAUGAAGAGCAAUGUGUGGAGCGCCACUGGUAUGGCGUGUGUAAAAAAUAUGACAAGCUCCCGGUUGCAGUGCCUAGAGAGUCCAUCCCGUAUGAUUUCGGAGGUAUUGACGUGCUGACCGUGGCUCCUCAGAAAGAGACAAACGAAACAGGCACAGAGCAGGACAAUCCUGUAGGCACAACACAGUCCACUGUUUCUGGCUCCCAGACCACUGGCCCUGAGGAACCCUCCCUCAGGAACAUGGUCACAGUCGCUGAGGACUUCAUCAAAUUUCUGGCCACCGUCUCCACCUCUCAGGGUUCGGCUACAGACAACACCAAAGGAGAGACACAGACCUCAGAGAAGAAGAAGAGGAAGAACACUGCAGGGAAAAAUAAGAAAAAUAAGAAGAAAAGGAAAGGGAAAGGAAAAGGGAGAAAGAGGAAGCAGAAAAUCGACUCAGUCUCAAAAGGAGCAGAGGAGUCCUACCAAGUUAGUCCUACCAAAGCAGAGGAAGUUGUCAAUAAGAGUAACUUUGUAAAUGAGCCUGAGAAUGAUGACCAGUUGAACAGAAAUGUCAACCGUUUCAGUGAUGGUGAAAAAGAUUGUGGAGGGAAAGAAGAGCUUUCUAAUGAUGUCAUGAGAGAUGAACCACAUGUAGAUGAAGAAAGUGCUGCAGAUGCCUCUGACACCUCAGCCACUGCUGUCAAGAUGGAGCAGACAAUGCUGGAAACUCCGGCUCUGAAGGAUCACACAGAAACAGCGUCUCUUUCUGCAACCACCAGCACACCCAUUGUGACCACACAGAAAACCAAAAGGCAGAGGUCAAGAAAGGGGGAAGGGAGGAAAAAACAGAGCAACAUAACGCCAACUGUCACCCCUAAAGGAGUUGCACGUCAUACCGCCAUUACACAGGACUUCCCAACUACCACAACAGAGAGCUCUGGCACCCCGACCAUCCCUACCAGCACUGCCAUAAUCUCUGCAGAUCAGCCUGCGCAACUAAAGUUACAGAACCACAGUGAAAAGGGACAUGUUACGGUUACUGCCGGCACCCCCAUUGUGACUUUUAUCAAAAGCAAAAGGCACAGGUCAAAGGAGAGAGAGAAAACAAAUAAAUGGAGGAAAAUCCCUCCCACUCUUCCCAUGGUGGGGGAUACUUUCCGAAACCCCACUGAAAAGGAUCUUGAAGUGAUCACUACUGAGAGCACAAGUGCUGCAGCCGUCACCACAAUCACUACUGUUCGCGUUGCAGGGCAGCCAGUGUCACACAGACCCGAAAGUCACAAUGAGAAGGGAUCCAAUACCACUACGACUGUAGGCUCAACUUUGAGUGAGACCAAAAGGCACAUGCUGAAAGAGAGAGAGCGAAGAAAGAUGAGGAGAAAAGUCAUAUCAACUCUUUUGGCUGAGGGCACAUCUCUUCAGAAUCCCACUGACGAUGCCCUUCAUACAGUCACUACUGACAGCACUGUUGUACUGAACAUCCCCACAACCACCACUGUAGUCGCUGCAGAGCAGGCUGAGAUGCUAACGUCACAGAGCAUAGAGAGUCAUAGUGAAAAGGGACUUCUCACCAGAACAGCCAGCGAUCCCGUUAUGACUGGGAGAAGACAAGGAUCAAAAGAGAGGAAGAAAAGUAAAAACGUGAACAUACCCACUGUUGUCAAGGAUGAGGUUCCUAUCAAUAAUGAAAUAAUAACAGGUACAAGUCUGACACCCUCAGCGUCAGAAAUCUCAUUCAAUGUUGACGAAGUAGGAGAGUUCAAUCUACAGGGUUCUGAGAACUACAGAGAACAGGCCCUCAGAGAACAGACCAGCACACACACUAUAAGUCCAAUAAAAUCCACUGUCCAGAAAAUGGAAAAGAGAAUAGGUAGAAAGAAAAGGAGAAAACCACCACAAUGAGACUCAUACUAACAAUGUUGCUAGUAUAGAAUGAAAGAGUGAAAUUAUGUCCUAGAUGACUAGUCUGGCUCUUGACUAUCAGGAAAACCUGCUAUGCAGACUCAGACAUAUGUGUAGUAUGUGUUAGUCGUCAUCUUGUGUAUGUUUUGUAAAAUCAACAUUUGUGCCACUAUUCAACAGGAAUUGAAACAAGUGAAUGAAGAAUCAGGAUAAUGUUUUGUAUUAUAGUAUGUGCAUUUAAACACCAAUGAUUAAUAAAAUAUUGGAAAGAAGCAUAUAUUGAGUGCAAUGAAUUCUAAAAGUGAUGAUUUCAUUAAUAACACAUUCAUUUUUUUGUGCAUGUAGGCAUGUACUGUACUGUACUCCCAAGACACAGCAGGGAAUAUUUAAUACGGAAGAAAUGAGGGAAUUCCAAGUUCAGGGAGUUCUCCAUUUCAUCUGCUUACUCGUAAAUGGCUUACUUUUACUUUUCUGCAAACAAUUCUUGCAAUAUUGUAUACACAGACAGGUUCCAAGCCAAGAAAGCUGAGCCUUCUUCCAGGUUUAAAUACUAUUUCCUUUGUUCUGUGUGGGACUUUGGACCUCUAGUCUUUUCCAAUGCGAUAUAAGGCAUUGUGAUGAAAAGGGUCACAUUCCUAAAAAAGGAUUACGUGCUCACUAUGAACUCUAUUCUCCUAUGAACUAUGAACUCUAUUCUCUCCCCUAAAUGAGGGCUGUAAGACCCUGUAACACUGAGGCUCAAAUCCCUAUGCUGAUUCUUACCACACUACAAUUUUUUAAAUUUCAGUUUUUAAUUGAACCUUUAUUUAACUAGACAAGUCAGUUAAGAACAAAUUCUUAUUUACAAUGACGGUCUACCCUGGUCAAACCCAGACAACGCUGGGCCAAUUGUGCGCCGCCCUAUGGGACUCCCAAUCACGGCCGGAUGUGAUACAGCCUGGAAUCUAACCAGGGACUGUAGUGACGCCUCUAGCACUGAGAUCAGUGCCUUAGACUGCUGCGCCACACGGGAGCCCAAAUGAAGAGUUUCACAGAAUGAGAUUGACAUGCAAUACUGUUGCUUACUGUACAGACACAGAUGUAUAGAAUAAGUUAUGUAAUUAUGUCCAGCAGUUCAUGGAAGGUGCACAUGAUUUUUUGGUAUUUCUCACUUAAAGGAUAUUAACAUAAACAGCUCUAGGCCCCCGAACAUGCAAUUCCUGCUUCUGUUUUUUGUUUCUUGUCUGCUGUUUCUUGAUAUUUAUUUAACUAAUUUACAAUAAAUUGAAAGGAUAUGUUACAGACUGAAAACACAGCUAGGAUAAUAAAAUCAGCAAAAAAAGAAACGUCCCCUUUUCAGGAACCUGUCAAAGAAAAUUGGUAAAAAUCCAAACAACUUUACGGAUCUUCAUUGUAAAGGGUUUAAACACUGUUUCCCAUGCUUGUUCAAUGAACCAUAAACAAUGAAUGAACAUGCACCUGUGGAACAGUCGUUAAGACACUAACAGCUUACAGACGGUAGGCAAUUAAGGUCACAGUUAUGAAAAUUUAGGACACUAAAGAGGCCUUUCUACUGACUCAGAAAAACCAAAAGAAAGAUGCCCAGGGUCCCUGCUCAUCUGUGCCGAACGUGCCUUAGGCAUGCUGCAAGGAGGCAUGAGGACUGCAGAUGUGGCCAGGGCAAUAAAUUGCUAUGUCCGUACUGUGAGAUGCCUAAGACAGCGCUUCAGGGAAACAGGACGGACAGCUAAUCGUCCUUGUAGUGGCAGACCAUGUGGAACAACACCUGCACAGGAUUGGUAUAUCUGAACAUCAUACAUGCGGGAAAAGUACAGGAUGGCAACAACAACUGCCCGAGUUACACCAGGAACGCACAAUCCCUCCAUCAGUGUUCAGACUGUCCGCAAUAGGCUGAGAGAGGCUGGACUGAGGGCUUGUAGGCCUGUUGUAAGGCGGGUCCUCACCAGACAUCACUGGCAACAACAUCGCCUAUGGGCACAAACCCACCGUCGCUGGACUAGACAGGACUGGCAAAAAAGUGUUCUUCACUGAUGAGUCGCGGUUUUGUCUCACCAGGGUGAUGGUUGGAUUCUCAUUUAUCGUCUAAGGAAUGAGAGCUACACGAGGCCUGUACUCUGGAGUGGGAUCGAUUUGGAGGUGGAGGGUCCGUCAUGGUCUAGGGAGGUGUGUCACAGCAUCAUCGGACUGAGCUUGUUGUCAUUGCAGGCCAUCGCAACGCUGUGCGUUACAGGGAAGACAUCCUCCUCCCUCAUGUGGUACCCUUCCUGCAGGCUCAUCCUGACAUGACCCUCCAGCAUGGCAAUGCCACCAGCCAU